Pisolithus orientalis is the source of this 1074-nucleotide messenger RNA. RefSeq names its product rab-protein geranylgeranyltransferase. Gene Ontology annotation, biological process: protein geranylgeranylation. Gene Ontology annotation, molecular function: Rab geranylgeranyltransferase activity. The coding region runs from base 1 to 1074 and encodes 357 amino acids. The transcript is spliced from 9 exons. Gene Ontology annotation, cellular component: cytoplasm; Rab-protein geranylgeranyltransferase complex. The record is from RefSeq and is a predicted model, not a curated record. Lineage: Eukaryota; Fungi; Basidiomycota; Agaricomycetes; Boletales; Pisolithaceae.
AUGCACAAUGUCAGGCGCGUCCGUCAGUCUCCGGCUGCCAUCCAGGCAAACAAGGAGCGAGAGAGAUCAAAGAUUGUUGAUUAUCUUGCGCUCACAAACGACGUGAUCUCCCGCAAGAAUAACAAGGACUGGAGCAGGGACGCAUUCGAUGCGACUCAGAAAUUGCUUGAGAAGAAUCCAGAAUUCUACACUAUCUGGAACUACCGUCGAAACAUCAUGCUAAACGGAAUCUUCCCUGAUAGUACCUCCGAACAGUUAAACAAUAUCCUUGCCAGCGAGUUGAUGUUGACAACUACAGCGCUCAAAGACCAUCCUAAAGUAUAUUGGCUGUGGAAUCAUCGUCAUUGGUGUCUCCAGAACAUACCUGACGGGCCUAUCGUUAAGAGAAACCAACUUGCUGUGGUAGACAAGAUGCUCAAUGCAGAUCCACGAAACUUUAUGGCGUGGAACUAUCGUAGAUAUGUUCUAGCGAGUAUGCCGAUUCAGCGGCCUGAAACGGCGGAACUGGCGUACACUACCCGUAAAAUCAGCUCUAGUUUCUCGAACUUUAGUGCCUGGCAUCAGCGCUCUAAGAUUUAUACAUCUCUGUGGCGCUCAGGUCAGCUGGACCCUGUCAAGUCGCGAGACGAAGAGCUCGAACUGAUACACAACGCGAUAUACACGGAUCCGGACGACCAGAGUGCAUGGAUAUACCACAGGUGGCUAAUGGGGUCAGGUACAGCGAAUUCAUCUGCCCGAUUUAAUGCGGACAACUUAGCGCAGCCCAUAGGAGAGAACGAAAAACAACUUCUACGAGAGAUAAUGGUCAUCGAAGAACUGCUGGACGAACAGCCUGACAGUAAAUGGUGCAUGGAUUCCCUAGUGUAUUACAACAGAUUGCUUUUGCAAAAGCAUCGUCCCCACAGCACGGAACUCAGGGGAAAAUGCCUCGUAUUGCUUCAACAACUGGAAGACAUCGAUCCCCCUCGACGGUACAGAUACUGGGAGACAGGGAUACAGCCGAAGAGAUUCGAAGGAUCCAGCCUCAUGAGGUCACCGAAUGUGUAUGAACACCUCCUUAUCUGCCUUCUCUAA